UUUACCUGCGAUCAUGCACGGAAGUGCAUUGGAUUUAGUUAGGGUCGGUGGCCGCUAUUUCUUCGCCGGAACGAAAUAAAGGAUAUUACUUUUAUGUGCUUUGACUUCAGGAGCAAGCCAUUUUUUAGAGUUGUGUUAUUUGUGGACCUAAUGAUUUCAAGUUUUCGUAAAUUGUGCUUGUGACUUCCUGCCAAAUUUGAAAGUGGAGAUUGUACUGUGUGUUUAUGAUCUUUGGUAUAACUGUCAUUUUGAUCUGCAGCAGUUCAUAGUAGCUGAGGCACAUUGAAACCGGUGAAGUGGUGAUGUGAAUGUAGUUUUAAAAUAAGCGUAGUGGCAUAUACUCUGUGAAAAUGGAAGACGAACUAUAUGGAAUUAGUGCUGGCACUGCUGUUGACAUUCAGCGAACUGAUGGGCGUGUACACGCCGCUGUAGUUUCCGGGGUAAAUCUCCAAACUCGUAGUGUGACGGUGGAAUGGAUAGAGAGAGGAGAGACGAAGGGUAAAGAGAUUGAGAUUGAUGCUAUCCUCUCCCUCAACCCUGGACUUACAAACAAGGGCAGAGAUGACACUACCUUCAUCCCUCACAAACUGCAACGAGACGAGUCUGACGAGGAAGAGGACGGCAGCCUGCUGGAGGAGAUGGACGACGACUUCGCCAACCUGAACGUGUGCGCGCCCGGCGUGGUGGCGGCCCAGCAGCAGCGGCGCGCCGCAGCCGCCGGCGCCAAGCCCUCGUCGGCCACGCUGCCCCUCCGGGUCCCGUCCUCCCGGCCGAGUGCUACAAGGGCUUCAGUAGGUGGUCAAGCUCAUAGAGAACGAGCAUUACGCAACAAACAAGGUGGAAGGCUCACAAAUGUUCCAACAGUAAAUGGACAUGGGGAUACACACAUCCAAAGAGGAUUAGAAAAUAUUGCUCCAAACCCAGCUAAUUUAACUGCACGGCAACACACGAUGCAGCACCAACAAUUAGCAGCAUUGCAGCAACAAAAGCAACAACAGCAGCAGUUAAUCCAACACCAGUUACUAGUCCAACAGCAGCAGCAGCAACAACAACAACAACAACAACAGCUACUGCAACAACAACAACAACAACAACAACAGCAACAACAACAGCAGCAGCAGCAGCAGCCUGCAACAGUUGGAAAUACAGGAGCUGGUAAAUUUCGCCGUAGUAAUGUUGUGAAAGAAGUUGAAAAAUUAAAAAAGAACAGAGAUGAAAGGAGGCAGCGUCAAGCUGAACUUAAAGAAGAGAAAGAACUACUUAUGAAUAUGGACCCAGGGAAUCCAAACUGGGAGUUCCUCGCAAUGAUAAGGGAAUACCGGAGUAGCAUUGAAUUUAGACCUCUGCGAGAAACCGAUCCUGUUGAAGACCACCAGAUAACAGUGUGUAUUCGGAAAAGACCUCUAAAUAAGAAAGAAAUGAACAGAAAAGAAGUUGAUGUUAUCACUGUCCCUACAAAGGAUCAGAUGGUAGUCCAUGAACCUAAAACUAAAGUUGACCUCACAAAAUACUUGGAAAAUCAGAUAUUCAGGUUUGACUACGCAUUUGAUGAAACCUGUUCCAACGAACUUGUUUACAAGUACACUGCGAAACCUUUGGUGCAAACAAUUUUUGAAGGAGGGAUGGCAACUUGCUUUGCUUAUGGCCAAACAGGUAGUGGAAAGACACAUACAAUGGGUGGAGAUUUCCAUGGAAAAACCCAAGACUGCACAACAGGGAUAUAUGCAAUGGCAGCAAAAGAUGUUUUUAAUUUUCUGAGGUCCUCAAAAUACAAGCCUUUGAACUUAAUGGUGUCUGCCAGCUUUUUUGAGAUAUAUAGUGGCAAAGUAUUUGACCUCUUAGCCAAUAAAUCAAAGUUGAGGGUUUUAGAAGAUGGAAAGCAGCAAGUACAAAUAGUUGGUCUGACCGAAACAGUAGUUGACUCUGUGGAAGAAGUUCUCAAGUUAAUACAGCAUGGAAAUAAUGCAAGGACAUCUGGACAGACAUCAGCAAAUACGAAUUCUUCGCGAUCGCAUGCUGUUUUCCAAAUUGUCUUGAGGGUAACAGGAAUAAAUAAAGUUCAUGGGAAAUUCUCCCUCAUAGAUUUGGCUGGCAAUGAAAGAGGAGCAGAUACUUCAUCAGCUAAUAGACAGACAAGGAUGGAAGGUGCAGAAAUUAAUAAAUCCUUAUUAGCAUUGAAGGAAUGUAUAAGAGCCUUAGGAAAGAAAGGGGCUCAUCUUCCAUUUAGAGCCAGCAAAUUAACACAGGUUUUGAGGGAUUCAUUUAUAGGAGAAAAGUCCAGAACAUGCAUGAUAGCAAUGAUAAGUCCUGGCAUGAGUUCCUGUGAACAUUCCCUGAACACUUUACGUUAUGCUGACAGAGUAAAGGAACUAAAUGCAACUGAUCUCACUGAAACAAAAGUGUCACCAAGUGAAGAAGAAACUAUGAGAGUCGAUGACAACUUAGAAGAUAGUGACCUUGCGCAGCUGCGAUCAUUAAAUGCUGAAGAAAUCUCUGCAGACUUAUACACAUUCCACGAAGCUGUUUCGCAUCUUCAGAUGUUAGAAGAAGAAGUUAUUGAUACACACAAACAUUUGUUAGAAUGUAACCCACACUGGCAUCAUUUGGCUGAGAAGCUUUUUGCACUUACAAAUGAAGUGGAUUAUGACCAAGAUGCUUAUUCAAAGCAACUUGAUCAGCUCCUAACACAGGAAAUUGAAGCACUGAUCAAGUGCAAAGAAAAAGUAGCAGCGUUCAGAGCACAGUUAGAAGCCGAAGAACUGAUAAGCCAGAAAAUAAAGCGCCCUGUUCGACAUAAUUAAUUUUGUAAAUCAUUUUGAAGGGUAUUCCGUAUGGCCCAGGAAUGAACUAAAAUUUUUAAUUUAAUUUUAUACAUAUGUACACCCCUUAAUUUUUGUGUAUUUUGAAGGAUCAUCAAACAAUCUGUAUUAUGUAACCCAUUCAUCCUUUAAACAUAGGACGCUUAAUAAUGAUAAUUUUAAAGCUCCAUGUUACAUUUCAUUAUCCUAGUUAGUUUGAAAAAUAACAGUUUUAAUACUCGGAAGCAAUACAUUGUUUCAUUGUUUGGCAUAAAAUGAGCAUGACAUGAUAUGUCCAUUCACUGAACAACAUAUUUUUUACCAUUGAUUGUAAUUUUUUUCUUAUAUAUAUGUAUGUAAAUUUCAAAGUUUCUUCCUUCUGUUCUCCUCUCUGUAUACCCUAUUCCUUGUCAUUCUUCCACAGAAUAUAUAUACAUGCAUAUUUUUUUGUUCUUUGUACAGAAUGAGUUUUUAUAGAAAAUACAGAAAUUCUUUUCUCAUAUUGCAGUAAUUGUAAUUGGCUCUGGAACUAAAGUAUAUGUAUAGUAUUUAAUGAGUCCUUUCCCACACCUACUGAAAUCAAAAUUUCUUAAGUUGCACCAGGAUCAUUGUGUGAGUGGUAGUUUGGGGGAGGGGAGGAGGGGAGAAGAGGAUUUCUCAGAAAGAGCUACGGAUCUCUUGUAGGAACCAAUAUUUGAAAACUUUUACUGUCUGUAUUAAUCAUCUACCAAAGUUAAUCAACAAUAAUAAGAAUAUUGUUUAUCUGUUAUGAUACUUGUUUCUAUAAGAGUGGAGAGUUCUCCCACAAAAAAAUCUGUUCUCAUUACUUCAUGAUUUUGAAAAAAAUUGCAGCAAUUUGAAUUUUUCUGUAUUUCUAAAUCAUAACAACAUAAACUGUCUGAUCUUUGUUAUUACUCCUUCCACUGAUUUUUUUUUUCUUCCCUCCAUUGCCAUUGAUACCACUCGGUGCACUGCAGGAGCUUCUGUCUCUCUUAUUGCACUUCACUAAAAAUACUAUUAUAGUAAUGUAGCUUAAAUUCUCUUGUGUAAUAUUAACUGGAUCAUGAACAGUGCUGAGAAUGGUCAGCACAGAGUUGUUGAACUUUGUCUGUAAUAGGAAUCUAUUGCAUGAGAGAGCUAAUCAUAUUUAUGUUGUGAAUCCCACUUCUGACCAAUCUUUGGGGGGGGGGGGGGGGGGGGGGUAGUAGAGAAAUUGUCUUCUUUCAAAGUAAAAAUUUCUUUAAAUUUCUGCUCAUAAUUCCCUGCACCUGGUAAAUUGUCACAGUCUGCAAAAAUGAGCUAUCAGGGCUAAUUUAUCGUGCAGAGAAAUUUGGUUGGUGAAUUUGUGGGUAUUUUAUUUUCCUUUUUUGUUUGAAAAUGUAAAUAAAUAGUUUCAUUUACUCUUCUUUUUGUAAGUAACUUUAAAGUCUUCCAAUUAGAACUCUUCAAACCAACAAACCCUCCAUUACUAGCUGGAAAACACUGUUAGAAGUUCAGUUGUUCAAUUUAUUAAAACUGCCAGCAAUAGCACCAAAGCAUAAAAAGAAUGUGCUGGAGAUGAGACACCCGUUUGUAUCCACUGAACCUGGAGAAACAAAAUUCUCCAUUAACAAUCAUACCAAUAAGUGUUGCUUUUAAUUGUCAUAGUUACAUCUAACCCCCCCCCCCCCCCCCCCCCCCCCGUGCCCCCCUCUUCUUUUUGUGAUCUUGUGUUAAGCAUUAUUUAAAAAUUUUCUUCCUCCACUUCUAUCUAUAUAUGUCCAAAUUAAUAAUCUUCACCAUUUACAUUGUUCUGCUUCAGGAUAUAAAUAUUUUGUUCUGGUUUCCAUACCUAGCAUCUCAUACCAUCGUAAAUUACCAGACAUCUAGUCUGACAAUUUAUUCAGUGACACGAGAUUUUACAAAAGGCUGAGGCUCUUGGUGAGAAUAUGAUCUUCGAGCCUUCAAUUUUGAAAUAAUGUUUUUUUAUUUGAACAGAUGUAAGUUUUUAUAGAUUAAAAAGUGGCUUUAAGUAUCUGUGUGCUAUUAACCUGAGAGAACUGUUCACACUGCUGUGAAACAGUGGAUUGUGUUUUAGCAAGCAGUUGCUUAUUUCUGUAAAAUAUGUGACAUCAGUCUUAAGGUGUUUACCUUGGAGAUUGAAUGUAUUAUUAAAAAUAAGUGCUGAAACUGGUCAUUCAUCAGUCACUACAAUAAAAUAAGAGAUACGUGUUUUUAUGUUGGUGGAUGUGUGCAUGGUGAGGAGGGGGGGGAGAAGGAUGUUUGUGUACAUGAAGGCCUGUUUAGUAUUGGUGGACUGCAGUAUGUUGUCUAUGGUACAGUGCUUUGCAGCAGAUACUUACAUAUUUAUCAAAUACUAUAAAAAUGCUGAGACUUCAGAUCUCAAACUUCGUGCUGCUUAAAAAAAAAUCCCUGAACUAAAGUUCAUUUUGAAAUUGAUUUCUUGAAGAACAUGUUGAAGUGUUUGUUAGAAUAACUUGCAAAUAAAUAAAGGGGCAUUUUUUAAAUAUUAUAACUGUUUGGAUGAAGUAGUCUCGAAAGUUACUUUACUGAAGUCAGUAGAAGGUUUGUAAAGGGAAAACAAUACAUCCCUUACUGUAUAUUACUGUUCUUAUUUUAAAUUGUUUUCCAGGAAUACUACCAAAGGUAAAGCACUGUGCCUGGAAUACGAUAAAUUAAAGAGUGUCAGUGAAUGAAAUCGGCAUAGAAAACAGCUGGAUAGUUCAUAAAUCAGUAAUUAACAUACACAAGAUUUCAAGCACAUAAGACAAUUAACUGUAAAGUGGAGUCUCUUGAAAGAAAAAUUUCUUGACAAGUUAUUAAGUUUUGGACGGAUAACAAACAAAAGUGUUUGAAGAGCUCACUAUACGUGUCACUUCAUUUGGGGAAACAAAGAUGAAUUUCAUAUGGGUACUGGUACCCCAAUUAUUACACCAUUUUAUCCUUUGUCAUAAGAGUUCCAGAUUAUAGCUGUCUAUGGGUGCUGAUAAGGCCAUCUGUGUAAUGUAUGAUUACUAAUAUGUUGUUUUGUCUGCUGCUAUGCUGGUUGUAUAUUGCUGUAAAUAUUAUCAUUAAUAUAGUAUUGUUUUGUACUUUGAGGAAAAAAGUUGUUGACAUACAGUAGGGAAAUUAUUUCUCCGGUGUUACAUAAUGCAACUGUGUGACUCGGUGCUUUGCUGUAGUCUUCACCGUGUGGUGGCUUAUGACAUAACCUAAUUUGUUGCAAUGCCAGUUAUAAGGUAGGUUACAAACUAGAUGCAGUGGAUAUAACAUUGUUGAUACCAUGACACAGAUUUAUAAGCCUUGAAAAGAAAAUUACAAAAUAUUUUGUGCUAAAUAUGCAAUUUGAAGGGAGACCAAAUGAUUUGUACUUGCAUCAGCUAAUGUUACUUCAUAUUAAGUUGUAAAAUUUGAGGGUUAGAUUAUGUCAUGUUCGUAAAUGCAUUGGUUUAACCAAAUGAAAAAUGCUCUGUAUCAGAGCGACAGGAGAAGUUUGUAACAUAAAAUGUCUUUUAUCUCAAUAAAUCAUUAUAGUUGCUCA
This is a messenger RNA of Schistocerca gregaria, 6339 nucleotides long. RefSeq names its product kinesin-like protein KIF2A (gene Klp10A). The transcript is spliced from 15 exons. Gene Ontology annotation, biological process: microtubule-based movement. The record is from RefSeq and is a predicted model, not a curated record. Gene Ontology annotation, molecular function: microtubule binding; microtubule motor activity; ATP binding. NCBI's taxonomy places the organism in Eukaryota, Metazoa, Arthropoda, Insecta, Orthoptera, Acrididae. The coding region runs from base 351 to 2801 and encodes 816 amino acids.